AUGGACGUCACUCACGAUCUUUCGUCAUCUCGCGUCUUUCUUGCCGCCGAAGACGGUCAUGCCGAACACGACCUACCCCAUCUCAAAGCCAGGAGCCGUAGCAACACCAUUCAACGCCUCGUGGACAGACGCCCCUCUGUUGUCGAUCCCAUGGUUGCGCUCGCACGUCAAGAGGGGUAUGUUGCUGUGCUCGACGCUUCAGCAUGGACGCUUGAUCAUGUUCCCUCGCCCGAUGUCACGGAUAAAGGCACUGUGCUUAGCUUGGCUUACAUGGCCGCCAACGCCUACGUCGAGAAAGAGGAUGCUGCCGACUGGCUAGACAUAGGAGAACCUUUCAACCGCAGUGCAGACUUUGGUUGGCAAAGCGAUGGGCUGCGCGGGCAUAUCUGGGCCGAUCAUGACAACUCAACCAUUGUCAUCGGCCUCAAGGGAACGUCACCUGCCGUCUUCGAUGGCGAUGGGACGACAACCAACGACAAAAUUAACGAUAACUUGUUCUUCAGUUGCUGUUGCGCCCAGCAGGGUCAGUGGACGUGGCACCAGGUCUGCGACUGUGCCACAAGCACGUACUCUUGCAACAACACAUGCGUCACCAAAUCUUUGCGAGAAGAAAGCCGAUACUACGCCGCCGCCCGCGAGCUCUACUCCAACGUCACAGAGCGUUAUCCGGACUCGACGGUGUGGAUAGUGGGCCACUCAUUGGGCGGAGCUGUCAGCUCUUUGCUAGGUCUCACGUACGGCUUGCCCGUCGUCACAUUCGAGGCGGUUCCGGAAGCUCUUGCUGCGACUCGUCUUGGUUUACCCAUACCGCCGGGCUCCGAUCCCAAAGCCCCCCAAACGAGGGGAAAUACAGGUGCUUACCACUUUGGUCAUACGGCUGAUCCCAUCUACAUUGGCACCUGCAACGGCGCCACUGCGUCUUGCUCCUUCGCCGGCUAUGCACUGGAGACGGCUUGCCAUACCGGAAGCGAGUGUGUUUAUGACGUUGUCGCCGACAAAGGAUGGCGUGUAGGGAUCGGAACCCACAAGAUUCGAGCUGUCAUCUCUGACGUCAUUUUGAAUUAUGACGACGUUCCCGAAAACGACGACAACGUCCACGUCCACGACGACGACUCGUACGCGAACCCGAACUUCGACCUGCGAGACUCCAGGCUGGUGGGGCUGCCUCGAUACAACAACUACGGGAGUCACGGCUACAACCACCACGACCACGUCUUCGACAUCAACUUGCAAGACGCCGGGCUGGUUUGGAUGCAAGGACAAGACAACAACCACACACACUAUUACCACAACGUCGGAUCUCAUUUCAACAACCUCUACACCAACGGCCACGUGCGAAACACCGGGCAGGUGGUGGGGUUGCUGGGAUGA
Molecule: messenger RNA, 1371 nt
Organism: Metarhizium album ARSEF 1941
Lineage: Eukaryota; Fungi; Ascomycota; Sordariomycetes; Hypocreales; Clavicipitaceae
Product: autophagy lipase
Exons: 2
Coding region: 1-1371 (456 amino acids)
Biological process (GO): macroautophagy; piecemeal microautophagy of the nucleus; multivesicular body membrane disassembly
Molecular function (GO): glycerophospholipase activity
Source: RefSeq, a predicted model, not a curated record